CACCACUUCGUCUUCCUCAUCCAUCAAAAGUCACUCGACACUCAUCCAAAAUGGUGCGCAUCUACCGCUAAGUACCAGGCUCCCGGUGGGGCAUCACAUCGCCUCGGAGCACGCUUAAGUCGUCGCAUGAACGGCAAGCCGCCGAGACCAACUCGUUCGCUCUCGUGCGACGAGAAAACGGUACGAUGAGAAGAAGCAGCGGCGGUACAGUUUGAUCGAGGCUUGCCUCGUCGAACAACCAAGGUGCUGACCGCCUCUCUCUAUGGCUAUGCCUUCAGGUGCUCUUGCGAGCGAGUCACCCACUCGUGAUGACCUUGAGCACGGAGCUCUGGCCCACUUUUGUGUCCUCGGACCGGUGCCAUCUUCCGACGCCGACACCGUAAAAGAACCCUCUGCGGUCUUGUCCUGGGAGUAGCCAGGUUGGACAGUCGAGCUGCCAAAGAUUGUCUCGACGACCUCGGUCUAGAGUAUUCUUUUAGAGCGACGUGAUGCCCUGUAGUACCUCUUUAUUGAAGGGAACCGGGCUGGCGUUCGUCUCAAUGACCCCCUUUUUAACACUUUCACAGCCCAAGGCCGCUACCACCAAGUCCAAGAAGCCCGCUGCUGCCCCCUACGGCACCAAGGUCGCCAAGAAGGCCGCGCAGAACCCUCUCUUCGAGAAGCGCACCCGCACCUUCGGCAUUGGUGGUGACCUCCCCCCCAAGCAGGACCUUACUCGCUUCGUCAAGUGGCCCGAGUACGUCCGCCUCCAGCGCCAGAAGGUCAUCCUUCACCAGCGCCUGAAGGUCCCCCCCGCCAUCGCCCAGUUCUCGCACACCCUUGACAAGAACACCGCCACCCAGCUCUUCCAGCUCCUCAACAAGUACAAGCCCGAGUCGAAGCAGGAGAAGAAGGCCCGUCUCCUCGCCGAGGCCGAGGCCAAGUCCAAGGGUGACGCCACCACCAAGGACUCGAAGAAGCCCCUCUUCGUCAAGUACGGCCUCAACCACGUUGUCGCCCUUGUCGAGGCCAAGAAGGCUCAGCUCGUUGUCAUUGCCGACGACGUUGACCCCAUUGAGCUCGUUGUCUUCCUCCCCGCUCUCUGCCGCAAGAUGGGUGUCCCCUACGUUAUCGUCAAGGGCAAGUCCCGUCUUGGUCUUGUUGUCAACAAGAAGACCUCGGCCGUCGCCGCCAUCACCGAGGUCCGCUCGGAGGACGCUCAGGCCCUCGCCACCCUUGUCUCGGCCGCCAAGGCCAACUACCUCGACAAGGCCGACGAGUUCCGUCGCCACUGGGGCGGUGGUAUCCGUGGCAACAAGUCGGUUGCCAAGCUCCGCAAGCGCGCUAAGGCUUCGGGCCAGGACGCCAAGAAGAUCGACAUCUCGCUCUAAGCGGGUAGUUGUUCAUCUUUCGGUUUCAGAGGCAUUUGUUUCGUCGUAUGACGGUCUGUAUAGGCAAUGUAUGAUUUAGCUCAUGCCUCCUACUCUCUCAUACAUUUGGUGCAUGGUCAUUUGCAUGG
Vanrija pseudolonga is the source of this 1498-nucleotide messenger RNA. It is a transcript of the gene rpl8, whose product is annotated as 60S ribosomal protein L8. Gene Ontology annotation, molecular function: RNA binding. Gene Ontology annotation, cellular component: cytosolic large ribosomal subunit. Bases 489 to 1370 code for a protein of 293 amino acids. The record is from RefSeq and is a predicted model, not a curated record. NCBI's taxonomy places the organism in Eukaryota, Fungi, Basidiomycota, Tremellomycetes, Trichosporonales, Trichosporonaceae. The transcript is spliced from 2 exons. Gene Ontology annotation, biological process: ribosome biogenesis; maturation of LSU-rRNA.